Molecule: messenger RNA, 2654 nt
Organism: Mauremys mutica (yellowpond turtle)
Lineage: Eukaryota; Metazoa; Chordata; Testudines; Geoemydidae
Gene: TBX15
Product: T-box transcription factor 15
Exons: 8
Coding region: 1-1806 (601 amino acids)
Biological process (GO): positive regulation of DNA-templated transcription; cell fate specification; regulation of transcription by RNA polymerase II
Cellular component (GO): nucleus
Molecular function (GO): RNA polymerase II cis-regulatory region sequence-specific DNA binding; DNA-binding transcription factor activity, RNA polymerase II-specific
Source: RefSeq, a predicted model, not a curated record
AUGAGUGAGCGGAGAAGAUCUGCAGUAGCCCUCAGCUCCCGGGCUCACGCUUUCUCGGUAGAAGCCUUGAUUGGGACAAAUAAAAAGCGGAAACUGCGAGACUGGGAGGACAAGGGGUUGGAUUUGUCCAUGGAGAGCCUCAGCCCCAAUGGCCAGCUAGGGGAGAACGAAGACCCGACCCAGUGCCUGGACCUCAACCCCGAUUCAGAGCAGAGUACUGGGUCAGACACAGAGGUGUUGACUGAGAGAACAUCCUGCUCAUUUGGCUCCCACUCUGACCUCACAUCUGGUGGCUCAGGUCCCCAGCCUCCUCCUCCAUCAUCCAUGGAGGAGAUCCAGGUAGAGCUGCAGUGUGCUGACCUCUGGAAAAGAUUCCAUGACAUUGGGACAGAGAUGAUCAUCACUAAAGCAGGCAGGAGAAUGUUUCCAGCCAUGAGAGUGAAAAUUACAGGCUUAGACCCUCACCAACAGUAUUACAUAGCCAUGGACAUUGUGCCUGUGGAUAACAAGAGAUACAGGUACGUGUAUCACAGCUCCAAGUGGAUGGUGGCGGGCAACGCUGACUCCCCAGUGCCUCCCAGGGUGUAUAUCCAUCCCGACUCGUUGGCUUCUGGUGACACCUGGAUGAGGCAGGUUGUCAGUUUUGACAAACUCAAGCUGACCAACAACGAGCUUGAUGAUCAAGGCCACAUAAUCCUACAUUCAAUGCACAAGUACCAGCCUCGAGUUCAUGUGAUCCGCAAGGACUUCAGCAGUGAUCUGUCUCCUACAAAACCAGUCCCUGCAGGUGAUGGAGUGAAAACUUUCAACUUCCCUGAAACUGUCUUCACCACAGUGACAGCCUAUCAAAACCAGCAGAUUACUCGACUAAAAAUUGACCGAAACCCUUUUGCUAAAGGAUUCAGAGAUUCUGGGAGGAACAGAACUGGCCUGGAGGCCAUCAUGGAAACAUAUGCGUUCUGGAGGCCCCCUGUGCGUACCCUCACUUUUGAAGAUUUCACUACCAUGCAGAAACAGCAAGGGGGCAGCACAGGCACCUCCCCAACAACCUCCAGCACCGGGACCCCAUCACCCUCUGCCUCCUCUCAUCUCCUCUCUCCAUCCUGUUCCCCUCCAACCUUUCACUUGGCCCCCAACUCUUUCAAUGUUGGCUGCCGGGAGAGCCAGCUGUGCAAUCUCAACCUGUCCGAUUAUCCCCCAUGUGCCAGAAGCAACAUGGCUGCCUUACAGAGCUACCCAGGGCUAAGUGACAGUGGGUACAACCGACUCCAAAGUGGCUCUGCUUCUGCCACUCAGCCCUCAGAAACCUUCAUGCCUCAGAGGACUCCAUCCUUGAUCUCAGGAAUGCCUACUCCUUCCUCUCUGCCUAACAAUGGUAAGAUGGAGGCCUUUGGUGGCCAGCUGGGGUCAUUCCCAGCCUCUCAGUUUCAAUAUGUCAUGCAAGCAGGCAAUCCUGCCUCCACCUCUUCUUCUUCACAUAUGUUUGGUGGUGGCCACAUGCAGCAGAGCUCCUACAAUGCCUUCUCCCUUCACAACCCUUACAACCUGUAUGGAUACAAUUUCCCUGCUUCCCCUAGGCUGGCAGCAAGCCCAGAGAAACUGACCACCCCUCAAAGCACUUUACUCUGUUCUUCCCCUUCCAAUGGGGCUUUUGGAGAGAGGCAAUACCUUUCAGCAGGGGUGGAUCAUGGAAUGCACAUGAUCAGUCCUCCAGCCAACAACCAGCAAACAGCCAGUGCCUGUGACAACAGACAAUAUGGGGCUGUUCCAGGCUCAUCUUCACAGAUGUCUGUGCACAUGGUUUAACCAGUGAUUUGUCUCCUCGGAACUGAAGGCAGCAAGACCCUCAUUGUCUCCAUGGGUGAUCCUGUCUCAAUACCUUUUUGCCUUUAAACUCAUAAUGGAACUAGUAGUUUAAUUAUCAGUGGAAACACAAGCCAUCUAAAUUACACUCUAAGUAAUCCAAUGGAAAGCCCCUGCUGACAGCCUCUGCUGCUCAUUGUAAUCCAGGGCCUAAGCAUCUGCAAUGGAGCGUCUGUGCCAAAUAGACUUUUCAGAGGGAAAGGCUCACUUAAGAGAAGCUGGAGUGAAUCAGAUUAAAUACAGUAUAUGCAUUAACUCUCAAUUAGCAUGAACUCUUGAUGUUGAAGGAGUCUUGUAUGUGUGCUAUCUCCUCCAUACCAAAGGAAAGAAGUCACUGAAGACUUCAUCAUACAGAACUGCACUGCCCAUGAGAGGCCAUUGCAUUAAGGGCCUCACCCUUCCCUGACUUUUCCUUGCUGCCAGAGUGGUUUAGCAUAUUGCUGAAGUUAACACAAGUCCUGCGGUCCCCUCUCCCCGCUGUAGUAACAGGACAUUAUUGCUGAACUGGAACUUCUCUCCUGCAAAAGAUAUUUACUUUCUGAGUCUGGCUGUGUCUGGCAGGCAGUUUUCUUUGUAUGGGUCUAGCUCACAAUGGUGCCAUGCCUGCACAAAGAGAGAGAGCCAGAGCGCGGAGUUUUAACUCAUAAAUUAAAUGUUUCUUCGAACACCCUAGUCAGCAGAGGUGGAACCUCUGCCAUAUACUGGGGGGCAUUUUUAGAAUGAUACAGAAGGGGAGAGGUGUCUCAGCUGUGCAACUCCUGUGGAUGUCACCCAGAGUAGUACAGCCAACC